Molecule: messenger RNA, 1236 nt
Organism: Arabis nemorensis
Lineage: Eukaryota; Viridiplantae; Streptophyta; Magnoliopsida; Brassicales; Brassicaceae
Source: the annotation of a GenBank genome assembly
AUGUCUUCAUGGCCUUGUUCCUGGCCUCUGGUACUGUUGUUAGUAAUGUGGUGGAUGGUGGUGAGAGAAUCAAACGGAGCUUCCACCAAUGUAAAAGUGGGAAGCAUUUCAAAGGUGGAAGAUGCUGUAAAUUUUCACAUUUAUUAUGGACAGACCUUCAAAGUCAUCAAGAACACCAUUGAUGGCAAGAGUUAUCUCCUUAUUCAGAACACUUCUAGAAUGGCGGUUCGGACAAAGUAUUGUACUUCCAGGAUAAAAUCCUAUGUGAUUCCACUAAUUAACUACUCAGUUGACACUCAAUCUUCUCCAGGAGGCGUUCCGGUUUCUUUCUUCGAGCUACUCGGAUUACUAGGGACCUUAAAGGGAAUAACAUCGGAGGCAGUAGCUUCACCUUGUCUUCUGAAACUGUUUGAGGCAGGAGAAGUAGUUAAGCUUGAGAAAGGUGAGCAACAAGAGCAGCUUCUGUCUCAAUUCGCAGCGCAUUUCAUCAGUGACACCGAUCAACCUCAAACUUGCAAUUUUGCAAACUUUUUUCCACUCAGCGAAGGCACACCUCUUCAGCGAGCGGAGUGGAUCAAAUUCCUUGGAGCAUUUACCAAUCUUGAAACAAAAGCCAAUCAAGUCUAUGACGUGGUAAAAGCAAGCUAUACUUGUUUGUCCCAAAUGGCAGCCAACAAAACAAAAUCGUUCAAGCCAAUUGUAGCCUGGAUAGAGUACGAUAAAAAUGGAGGUGUUUGGUGUUUUACUAAGGAAGCACAUAAGCUCAAGUUUGUCGAAGAUGCGGGUGGUGAAAAUAUCGACAAAUCUAUAAACAAGGUCUCUUACAAUGUCUCUGAUCCUGAUGAUUUGGAAGCACUACAUGCCAUUUUAUGCACUGUGGAUGCGGUAAUCGAUGAAACACUAUCGUCUGACCCGCAGAAUUACACACAGACAACGUUCUUGGAGAACAUAAACGUGGAUGAUAACUCCUGUUUUUCGUUUAUUUCGAACCAGAGCAUUUGGAGAUAUGACAAAAGGGUCAGAAACGGAACAAUUCUUGACUGGUACGACGGAGCAAUCUCGCAACCAAAUCUUGUACUGGCUGACAUUGUUGAAGCCUUGUUCCCAACUGGAAACUACACAACCUCCUACUUCAGAAACAUAGCCAAGGGUGAAGGAGUCAUAAACAUUAAUCCGGAUAUGUGUGCUAGAGACGCAUCAUUGCCGUUAGAUCCUACUAUUCCAGCUUGUGGAUGA